AGCAAAUCAACAGAAAUUGUUUAAAAACGCAAGAAUUGCAUAUAAUUAGUGCAAUUCGAUGUUAAAAGACGCGUUAACAGCGCUGUAACUUAACUGUAAAGUCCUUACAGCUUGAAAUAAUGUGAAAAUUGUGAAAUUACAGAGAUAUAAAUAUUGUAACCAGCAAAUAAAACACUUCCACUUUGAAGCAGACAUGGCUAAACCGCCGACAGACACCUCGGGAUUAGGCUAUGCCUAUCAUCUGCCCUCUGGCGGUAUUUUGUUGAGAUUGAAGAAUUCUCUAUCCCAGUUUAGUGAUUUAUUCAGCGAGUUCAACAAAUAUAUUUCACCUGCCUUCUUUCAUGAUCGGUGUGAGAGAUCCGUUCACAUGCGCAUGUAUUCGAUGCACAAACGUGAGUUUGUUAUGGUAUUUCUUGGAUUCUUCACCUGCUUCGGACUCGGCAUCAUCAUUGGACUGACGGGUCCGCCCAUCACAACGACAGACGCUUUGACGGCACAACAGAUUCUGGCCAACACAACGUUGGCUCAGAGUAAAACGGUGCUGGCCACCGGACCAUUUGCCAUGAAAUCUCCUCUGAUGACGACAUAUUCUCAGCAGCUUUGGCUCAUUGCCAAGCUGGUCACGGAUAACAAUGAUGAUGAACGCUAUGACAAGAGUUUUCAGAUCAGCGUCUCCAUCGAUGGCAUUAGCGAUCAGCAUAAACCACUGAGUGUCCUUGGAGCAAGUAUGGCUCACAAUCGCACAAGGCAUUUGAUUUGUGUUCGUAACGAUUGUGAGGAAUUUACGGUGAUGCAUUUGGGUUUCCUGGAUUAUGCCCAUUAUAUUAUUACAGUGCGUUUUUUGGGACUAGAGUCGUUUCAUCAAAAAUACAACAUCAGAGCAAUUACUUUCUAUUUCAAGACGUACAGUCCAGAGUUUACACAGAUUGAGAUCUGGUUUAGAUUCAUCUUUUUGCUCUUCACCUUUAUAGUCAUCUGCUGGUAUGCUCACACGCUGCGAAAGUAUCCCGUUUACGAUUGGUCAAUUGAGCAAAAAUGGAUCUCUGUGCUCCUGCCUCUGUUGCUCCUCUACGAUAAUCCCUUCUUUCCCUUGAUUUUUCUGAUGAAUUCAUGGCUGCCGGGUAUGUUGGAUGCCGUUCUCCAAGCGACUUUCCUCUGCGCCCUGCUCAUGUUCUGGCUGUGCAUCUAUCAUGGAUUAAGGCAGAAUGAACGACGCUUCGUUAGCUUCUAUCUGGUCAAAAUUAUCGUCGUACUGCCUAUUUGGCUGUGUGCCAUCGUCUUGGCCACUUGGGAGAAAUGCAACGAGCUACGGGAUCCUACUUAUAGUCAUUUUGUAGAUACCAAGAACUAUAAUGGCCUCAAGAUGUUUUUCUACAUUGCCUGCUGCAUGUAUGUGCUCUAUCUGGGUCUGCUACUCUUAAGGGCUUACACGGAACUACGCUCCAUGCCUUACUUUGACAUCAGGUUAAAGUUUCUCACUCUGCUGAUGCUCUUCGUGCUGUCCAUAUCCAUAACGGUGACCACUUGUCGUUUUGGCUUCGGCAUCUUGGAGGAUAACUUUGUGGCCACUUUGAAUACCACCUACCGCAGUUCGGCACAAUUUAUGUGCUUUUAUGGGCUGUUAAAUUUCUAUCUGUACACCAUGGCGUAUGUGUAUUCACCUGAUGGUCGCUUCGCCCAGGCCGAAUUGGCCGUUACCAAAGAUAAUCCGGCCAUUUCGAUGAUCGACGAUUCCGAUGAGGAUGUUGUCUACGGCUCCGAUGAGGAGUCACGCCGUCCCCUCACCUCCGUUGGUGGCGCUGGCAAAAAUGAUUACGACAGCGAUUAACAUCGAGUCGAGGGAGGAGCCUAUCAUAUUUAAAUCAUUAAUGUUCCAUUGAGCACGAAUUAAAUCGUGUCUCAUUAUUUGUACAAAUUAUGUAUUCUACAAUUAUAAACAUUCAGCCAAGAGUUUUCGACUUCGUUAACUAACCAAAAAUUUAAGUAAAAUUAAUUAUUUGUUGUAAA
Drosophila innubila is the source of this 2007-nucleotide messenger RNA. RefSeq names its product transmembrane protein 181. Gene Ontology annotation, molecular function: toxic substance binding. Lineage: Eukaryota; Metazoa; Arthropoda; Insecta; Diptera; Drosophilidae. The transcript has 7 exons. The coding region runs from base 194 to 1828 and encodes 544 amino acids. The record is from RefSeq and is a predicted model, not a curated record.